Messenger RNA from Panicum virgatum (switchgrass), 1526 nucleotides. RefSeq names its product UV-B-induced protein At3g17800, chloroplastic-like. The transcript is spliced from 3 exons. Bases 114 to 1295 code for a protein of 393 amino acids. Lineage: Eukaryota; Viridiplantae; Streptophyta; Magnoliopsida; Poales; Poaceae. The record is from RefSeq and is a predicted model, not a curated record.
UGACGCGAGCGCACCCCCCGCGAGCCGCGCUGUCUCGCCCCCGACGUUAUCCAACUCCUACCCCUCCUCACCUGCCCACCACCUACUCGUCCCAUCCCACCACCACUCCCUGCAUGGCCGCCCUUCGCCCGCGCGCAGCCGCCGCCGUAGCUUCCGCGGACCUCCGGCUGGCGGUCCGGCGAGGCACCUGUCGCGCGUCGGCGGCGGCGUUCCGCUACUACCCUUGCUUGCAACUGCAGGGGAAUAUGUUGAAUUGGAGAUCCGAAUUCGCAACUAAGAAGUCAUUGAGUAAAGUAGCUUGUGCAAAGCCUGAUGAUUCUGAAUUUGAAAGUGUGGACGCACCACUGGAGCCAGUAACAUGGGAAGGGAGUUUUUUGUGCGGUCUGUUGAAGAACCUUCCACACAUUUUUCUAUCUGCAGCAGCAAAGCAACUGCAAGAGUUGUCUAACCAAAGAGAAGACACGUUGAACCGCUGGGAACAUAGUAUUGGUUCUAAAGAGGACUGCCUUCACAGGAGGAUUGCUGAGCUCAAGGAGCAAGAGUGUCAAACAGCUAUUGAGGACAUCAUGUACAUGCUGAUUGUUUAUAAGUUUUUCAAGAUUGAAGUUCCAAUGGUUCCAAAUUUGUCGAAGCUCAUCAGCAUCAGAAGAUUGCAGUUAUGGCCGCCAAGGGAGACAGAUCUUGAGUCCAUUCAUGGACCUGAGGUACUAGAACUAAUUAGGGAACACUUGACCAGCAUUAUCAGAUGGGUACACAGAAAUGGUCCCAAGAUCAAUCGCUCAACACUUCGCAUUAAAAGACUGCAAUUUGGUCAGAUAUAUUCCGCUUCAAUAAUGUAUGGAUACUUCCUGAAAUCUGUGAGCAUCAGGCAUCGUUUGGAGCUGACUCUCACACGCUCAGAAGAACUUCCUCCUCAACUUCAAUUUUUGAAUGCUCAAUUUACAAAUAAACAAGAGCAAGAAGAGGCUGUUGGAGGCUCUGGAGAAGUGUCAUCUUGUUCGAAACCAAGUUCAGUUGUCAACCCGCAUGACUUGAAGGGUUAUAUGAUGGGAUUUGACCCUAAGACUUUGCAGCUUUGUGCGAAGCUGCGCUCUUGUGAAGCUGCUAAUCUCAUCGAGAGGCACAGCUGGGCUCUUUUUGGACAGAACAUGGAACUCACCCAAGAGAAUGAUGAAGCGGUUAUACUGGAUCCUUCGUCCCUAAAAAGACUACUACUUGAAGCCAUUGCAUUUGGUUCCUUCCUUUGGGAUGUCGAAGAUGAUGUGGACGAGAUUUAUAAGUUGUCGGAUAGCUGAAGAAAGUACUGCAGAAAGCUUCUGCCACCUUGUAGAUGUCAGCCGGAAGAAGAGUUGCAGAAGUUUUUUCUGGGGCCUUGUAUAUAUGACUAGCUGUGUACAUGUAUAAAUGUCUUCAUCUCAAAUAUGCCCUACAAAUCAAUACUAGUGCAAAGUUUUUGAUCUAAAGUUAUGUUUCUGUAUUUUGUAAGUUGCCUUCACAUGUAAAUGUCCAUAGUUUAGAUAUCAAAA